CUGCCCCCCCGUUUGCGCUCGGAGGCGGGGCCUCGGCUCCCGGGCCCUCGGCGCUCCGUCGCUCGGAGGGGUCCCGGUUCUACGAGCCAGGUAGGGCCGGGGCCGGCGGGGCCCCCGAGGUGUGGCGCACUUCCGGGUUGCUGGCCGCGCAGCGGGGAGGGGCGGGGCCUCCGAGGAUCGCGCUCAGCCCGAGUUCGAAGCCCGGCUGUGCCCUUUCGCGUCCCCAGGCCUGGCCCGUGCCUGGGGGCCUGCCGGGUUGGGGUGAACCCUGUGCGCACCUUGAGCCCAGUCAGCCCAGGCCAGCCACCAUGGCGUUCUCGCAGAUGCGGGGCAAGCGGCGUGGUGACGAGGGCCUGGGGGGUGCCGUGGAUUUCCUCCUGGCCAAUGCCCGCCUGGUGCUGGGGGUGGGCGCUGCUGCUGUGCUGGGCAUCGCCACGCUGGCUGUGAAGCGGCUCAUCGACAGGGCCGCCGGCCCCCGAGAUGAGGAUGAUGCCAAGGGGGACAGCUGGAAGGAGCUGAACCUGCUCAAGGCUGUGCCGCCGCAGCCCCAGCCCCCGCCCGCUGCCCGCAGCCUGCCCGAGACUCGCCUGGCCCCCUGUCCAUCUGCCCCAGAGGGACUGUCGGAUGCUGGUCCUCGUGCGCCCAGCCCCCCGGCCCGGCUAUGCCUGACCCUGCAGGAGCGACUGCUGGCCUUCGAGCGGACCCAUGUGGCCAUCCCGGAGGCCCAGGUGGCCCUGGCCAAGCAGCUGGCUGGUGACAUCGCCCUGGAGCUGCAGGCCUACCUGCGGAACAAAUUUCCAGAACUGCCCUUCGGGGCCCUGGUGCCUGGCGGGCCACUGUAUGACGGGCUGCAGGCAGGGGCGGCUGAGCGUGUGCGCCUCUCAGUGCCUCUGGCGCUGGAGCCGGGUCUCUGGAGCCUGGUGCCUGGUGCUGACACGGUGGCCCGGGACCCCCGCUGUUGGGCCGUGCGCAGGACUGGGCUGGAGUUCAGCCCCCGGGGCAGCAGUCCCUGGGACCGCUUCCUCGUGGGGGGCUACCUGUCCUCCCGGCCGCUGCUGCAGCUGCUGCACAAGGCGCUGACGGCCUCCGUCAACUGGCCGGCCAUUGGCAGUCUCCUGGGCUGUGCCAUCCGGCCCUGCGUGGCCUCGGAGGAGCUGCUGCUGGAGCUGCAGCACGAGUGCCUGGAGCUCACCGUGGCCGUGCUCCCGUCUGUCACUGACGCCGACUGCCUCCUCCUGGCCUGGCCGCUUGAAGGCCUGGCCAGCAACCUCUGGCUGCAGGACCUGUAUCCACUGGAAGCUGCUAGGCUGCGGGCCCUGGACGGCCGUGAUGCCGGCUCUCGGCGGCGGCUGCUGCUGCUGCUGUGUGCUGUCUGCCGUGGCCACCCAGUGCUGUCUCGCCUGGGCCUGGGGCCCCUGACACAGGUGGUGCUGCGGGUCGGGGAGGAGGCCAUGGACUGGGCCGAGGAGGCCCUGGGGGAGCGCUUUUUGCAGGCCCUGGAGCUGUUGCUGUGUGGGCUGGAGCAGGCCAGCCUGCCCUGUCACUUCAGCCCUGCCGUGGACAUGCUGGGUGGCUUGCGGGAGCAGGACAUCGACGACCUGGGCUAUGCACUGUACAGGGGCCUGCAGGCACCUGAGACGCUGCUCUAGCCCCGUGGGCGGGUGGGGGAUGUGCGGUGGGCUUGGUUUUUGCUUGCUUUUAGCCGUAACAGGCAGGCCCCGGGCUGUGGCUCAGUGUCAGUUAACCAAGCACGGCUUGGCAGGGCACCUGCCAUGAUCACCAGCAGCGAGUGCAGGGACAAUGGGGCUGGGC
Molecule: messenger RNA, 1812 nt
Organism: Ochotona princeps (American pika)
Lineage: Eukaryota; Metazoa; Chordata; Mammalia; Lagomorpha; Ochotonidae
Gene: MIEF2
Product: mitochondrial elongation factor 2
Exons: 4
Coding region: 309-1649 (446 amino acids)
Biological process (GO): mitochondrion organization; positive regulation of mitochondrial fission
Cellular component (GO): mitochondrial outer membrane
Source: RefSeq, a predicted model, not a curated record